AUGAAGGGUGGAAAACAAUCAAAGACUAAGACAAUUUGGGAUUAAGUUAAAAAUGAAGAAAAAGACUUCUAUUUCAACUUCCUCACCAAAAAAUAUAGAAAUCUCCAAAAAAAACUUAAAGACAUUGCUGAUUUAGAAGAAUUGUAAAAAACUAAAGAAUUGAAACCUGAACAAGUUUAGAAGAUCCAAAACAAAGAUGAAAAUAAUGAAAGAAUUAAAGAAUUAGAAGCCUAAGUCUCAAAUUGGUUGUAAGCUAAGAAGGAAGCAGAAUAAAGUGGUUCUAUCAUCACCCAAGAGGCCUUCAUCCUCAUUUUGGAACAUCUAUCCGAGAAUUAAGACACCCUAGAACUGCUCUCUUAAGAUCACUAAUCUUUAUAUGAAUUGGCUAAAUAGCUUCAAAAUAGAGUCAAUAAUCAAUAGAAGAAGUAGGAUCAAUAAUGGAAGGGUUUGAAAUUAAAACACCAAUAAUAACCAGAAACUCAUCACCAUCACCACCAUCAUCAUCAUCACGAAGAAACAACCCAACAAGUCCACUAGUAACAAUAAGAGACCACUCCAUAACCAGACACAAUUGAAACUCAUAAGGAGCAUUCUGUUUAAUAGGAAUAAUACGUCUUGAUCAAAUCCAGUCCAAAGAAAAUAUUCCAAGAUGAAAAUCGUUAAUAAGUCCAUUAACCUAUCGAUUAGCUUACAAAUUAACAUACUGAAUAAUAAGAAUAACAAGGAAAAUAAACUCACCCUCAAUAAGAAGUUCCAUAAUAAUAGCAAGCACCAGAAGGAAAAGAGGAACAUUAAAAUGAUUAAAAAGGUAAUCAUUAACACCCAAGAGAUGGACAUAGACACCAUCAACAUCAUGAUGAUCAAAGAAAAGGAUACAAAAAGAAUUAUCAUAAUGACAGAAGAAAUAACAAUAAUGGAGAUAACAAUAAAUAAUACAGAGGAAAUAAAUACCACAAUAGAGAUAGACCCUAGAGAGAAGAAUGGUAAGAAAAGAAGGAAAUCCAAGAACACGAUCAAAAUAAUGAUAAGUAAGAUCAAAACAGUUCAGAUGAAGAAUAUAUCACCAUUGAACGUAGAACAAAAAAGCCUUAAUAGAAACCAAGCAGAGGAUCAAAUAGACAUCAUUAUGAUAACAAGAAUAGAUAAUAGAGAAACCCAGGUGAUAAUCAUGAGACUGCUGAUGCCUAAUAAUGAGAUUAUAUUUAAAAAUGUAUAAAAUAAAGAAUAUUCGAUCUAA
This is a messenger RNA of Paramecium tetraurelia, 1237 nucleotides long. RefSeq lists its product as uncharacterized. Lineage: Eukaryota; Ciliophora; Oligohymenophorea; Peniculida; Parameciidae. The record is from RefSeq and is a predicted model, not a curated record. The transcript has 3 exons.